Messenger RNA from Centropristis striata (black sea bass), 6555 nucleotides. RefSeq names its product calmodulin regulated spectrin-associated protein family, member 2b (gene camsap2b). The transcript is spliced from 21 exons. Gene Ontology annotation, biological process: neuron projection development; negative regulation of microtubule depolymerization; cytoplasmic microtubule organization. The coding region runs from base 485 to 4936 and encodes 1483 amino acids. Lineage: Eukaryota; Metazoa; Chordata; Actinopteri; Perciformes; Serranidae. Gene Ontology annotation, cellular component: microtubule minus-end. Gene Ontology annotation, molecular function: calmodulin binding; microtubule minus-end binding; spectrin binding. The record is from RefSeq and is a predicted model, not a curated record.
GCCGCGGCGAGAUAGAGGGAGGGAGAGAGGAAAACAGUUAGAAAAGAGAAAGAAGAACAACAUGGACACAAACAGCGUGUUGGGUUGAUGUGUGAAAGUGUCCGCUGGUGCUGGACUGUGUCUGUCCUCCUCUGCCGCACAGCUGCUCCGUUAUGUCGGACAACCUGAGGGGACUAAUGUCAGAGAAUGGAGGAAAUCUGGAGAAAUCCUGCUGCUAAACUGCGCUGUGUGGUCAGGGUUUAAGGAUAACCACUGAGAUCUAACUGAGGAUGGUGCCCGUGUAGCCGAGCAGCGCCCCUGCAACUCGUCGUGCUCUCCAACAAGAAGGCCACGCUCAAAGUUUUUUCCAUUUUUUUUUUUCAGGAGAAGGGGAAAUUUUGCUGCAUUGAAUUCCUCUGGACGGGAUGUCAUCCGCAGUCAGGAGGAGUUCCUCUGGCUGACUGAUCGCCCAGCUGCAGUAUAGCGGGAUCCCGACAGAGAGAAGAUGGGAGAUGCGGCAGACGACAGGGGGAUGAGACGGACCUUCAUCGUCCCUGCCAUCAAGAGCUUCGAUCACUACGACUUCACCAGGGCCAAGAUAUCAUGCAGCCUGACGUGGCUGGUGGCCAAGGCUUUCGGCUCGGAUGCCGUACCAGAGGAGCUGGUGGAGCCUUUAUACAGGGACCAGUACAACCAGGAGCACCUGAAGCCUCCGGUGGCCUGCCUGCUCCAGUCCGCAGAGCUUUACUGCCGGGCGGGAAGCCUGAUACUCCGAAGUGACGCUGUCAAACCUUUACUGGGACACAACGCUGUCAUCCAGGCUCUGGCCCAGAAAGGCCUGUACGUCACUGACCAGGAUCGACUGGUCACUGAGAGAGAUCUGACCAGCACGCCGAUACACAUGAGUUCCCACCUGGCGCUCAUCGAUACUCUGAUGAUGGCGUACACUGUGGAGAUGGUGAGCGUGGAGAGGGUGAUGUCCUGCAUCAACAGGUACUCCUCUGCUGAACCCUCUCACAGUGACGGACACAUCCAGGAGCUGCCUUAUGACACAGAGGAUGCGAUCGCCACCUGGAUCAACAAGGUGAAUGAACACCUGAGGGACAUCCUUAUCGAAGAGCAAAAGCUGAGAGAGGCUUCAAUCCACGAGUCAAACACCACACACAAAGCUCGCUACAGGCGGGAGCAUGCCCAGCACAGGAGCGCUCCCUCACUCCCCCUGGUGGAGAACCUGCUGAAGGACAACACAGACGGCUGUGCUCUCACUGCUCUGCUGCACUUCUACUGCCCACAGGCCGUCAGACUGGAAGAUAUCUGCCUCAAGGAGACCAUGUCUUUGGCGGACAGUCUGUACAACCUCCAGCUAGUGCAGGAGUUCUGCAGGAACAACCUCAACCACUGCUGCCACUUCAGCCUGGAGGACAUGCUCUAUGCACAUGCAUCCAUAAAGAGUAACUACCUGGUGUUUAUGGCUGAGCUUUUCUGGUGGUUUGAAGUGGUUAAACCUUCAUUUGUACAACCCAGAGUCUUCGACCCAAACGCCUGUGAGCCUGUGUCCUGUAGAAAUAUGGCUCCUGUGUCCAGUCCAGUAAAACAGAGCUAUGCAGACAGACCCGACAGCCCAGAGAACAUCCCCACACAGGGUAUAAUGAAGAGGUCUACCUCCAUGUCCUAUGUAGAUGGCUGUGUCGGGACAUGGCCCAAAGAAAAGCGCUCCUCGUCUCGUGGAAUCUCUUUUGAGAUUCCUCUGGACGGAGACCCAACUCUGCCGUCCUGUGAGGCUCCCUCCCUUCGCGGUAUGACCCGCUCUGCCAGCAGUGACGGUCUUGGGUUCAAAGUUCACUAUGCAUCUCGAGGGGGCAUGAAGCGCCACCUCUCCCUCAUGCCCGUCAAUGUAAACGGCCAGAGCAGACACAUACCAGAGGAGGAUGACGAGUUCACCUCCAACAAACCCCUGGGCCGGAACAACACAUUCUCAGUCAAGAACCAAAGCAGGUACUCCAAUGGAGUCCUCCCAGACAGCAACCACAUCCCCAACAAUCACCAUGGCAACCACAGUGGCCACAUCAGCCCAUCAACUCCUCCGAGCAUCGAGGAGGCCUUGAAGAUUAUCCACGACACCGAGAGGCCCCACGCUAGCCUGGGCGUGGGGGACGAAGACAAUGGCUUCUUUCUCCACGGUGCAGAGCCUUCAGACCCUCCAGGGGCCCAGGGGCCAGAAGAUGACCCGGGUUCAGCUAAGGCUCGGCUGAACGACCACGACCCCAACUCUCUGUCCACUGAUGAGGUCGACACGGGCAUCCAUGUGAGGACCGAGGACAUCCAGAGCUUGGAUGAGGACUCGUCCUCUCUGAGAGACUAUUCAGACAUGGACCCAGACUGUGAGGCCAUGACCCGCUCGUGCCCUCUGCCUGACCAGGGGGAGAAGGAGAAAAACAGGGAAGGAGGACGGAGAGGGGUCGGUGGUGCUAACCCCGAGGGCGAGAGUGGAGAUGGAGGCGAGAGGAGCAGCCCCUGUCCCAGUUCAGCCCCAACAAUCCCCAGAUCCCAUACUGUCAGCCCCACCUCGUCCUCCGGAGGCUCUGGAGGCGGCAUGGUACGGAUGACGAGCUUUGCGGAGCAGAAGUUCAGGAAGCUGGAGGGGAGGAGUAGUGGAGGAACCACACCAGAGAGUUCAGAUCUCAAUGUGCCGUAUACACACCUGCCAAAAAACAUUUCUUCUCAGAUCUCUACACCUCCGUUGCCAAUCACAUCUCCAUCUCCAGUAACGCCUUCCCCCAGAGACCCCUCCCACCUGAUAGCCUCAGAGAUGAUCCAGCUGAGGAUGAAGCUGGAGGAGAAACGGAGAGCCAUAGAAGCCCAGAAGAAGAAGGUGGAAGCAGCUUUCACUCGCCACCGUCAGAGGAUGGGCAGAACGGCCUUUCUGAAUGUAGUGAGGAGGAAAGGAAUCACCGCCCCCCUCAGCCCGAGUUCAGCAGCAGCAGAGACACCUUCUCCAGAGUCGCUCACAGCCUCGAAGGAAACAAGCCAGAGCAGCAUGGAGCGGGCGGAAAGAUGCAAGCCGGACGGAGCAGCGCCUAAAUCCCCGUGUGAGGAUGGUGGAGGUGUGGCUCCGGGUGAAAUCGACCUUACAGAAUACACUCGCUCCAUUGAGAGGCUGAACACGUCGUUGGGCUUCCUGCAGACAGAGAUGCAGCGUUUGGCUCAGCAGCAGGAGAGGAUCAUGUCCAUGAGAGAGCAACAGCAACAAUCCUGGGUCAUUCCUCCUCCCGCUCCAUCUCCACACAGGCAACUCCGUGAGUUGCGUAGCAGCAGUGUAACAGGCCGGGGAUCAGGUCGUGGUUCCGUUGGGUCUUUGUCUCCCAUCCUCUCUUCGUCCGGCUCUCCACGCGCUCCCAAUCGUUCCCCUGCUGGCAUUAAGCGGCGACCAGCUUCUUUCCAUGCCAGGACACCUCGGACUCCACGACCAAAUGAUCUGAAGGUCACACCCUUCAGUCGAAUGCUCAACACCCCCACGUCAGUGGACAGCCUGCCCAGACUGAGGCGUUUCACCGCUAGCCAAAGCCAGAGCUGCUCGUUCGACUACAUGGGCCACAAUGAGGAGCCUCAGGAAGGCAAGAACAGAGAGGACAAGAAUGACAAAGAAAACACUAAGGACAAAGAAGAGGCAAAGAAGAGUGCUGGCACUCCUCAGACUUCUACUAAAGAAGCAGCCAAAGAGAAGAAAGGUGAGCAACAGGAGGAAAGAAAGACUCUGUCGAAAGGUGAAGUCAAGCAAACAAGGUCAUCAGAGGUGUUGUGUCAACCGGUGUCUGAGAUCCAAGGCGGCCAGGUCAAGGGAGACACCGAGGACAGGAAAGACCUGGUGGAGGUGCCUCUGUCUGGGCUGAAAUCUGAAGGAGGAGGUCAGGAGAUGACGGGAGAGGGAGAGGCAGGAGAAGACCAAAAGAUGUGCUGUGGAUUCUUCUUUAAGGAUGAUGUGAAAGGGGAAGAGGACAUGGCAGCAAAGAAAGCAGCUCUGUUGGAGAAGAGGCUGAGGAGGGAGAAGGAGACGCAGGAGAAGAAGCAACAGCAGGAGCUGGACCAGGAGCAGAAGAAGGAAGCUGCACGGUUGAAAGCCGAGGAGGAGCAGCAGAAGAAGGAUGAUGAGAAGGCAAGAAGGGAAUACAUCAAACAUGAAUAUAUGAGGAGGAAGCAGCUCAAGCUGAUGGAGGACAUGGAUGAUGUCAUCAAGCCUCGAUCUGGAAGUCUCAAGAAGAAGCCACGGCCCAAGUCCAUCCACAGGGACGUCAUGGAGUCGUCUACGCCUCCUGUGAGAGCGACGGGGGUGCGUCCACGAGGAUUCUCAGUGUCAAGUGUUUCUUUGGCGUCUCUCAAUCUGGCUGACAACGAUAGAGAUCAGCCAAACAACAGGAAGAACAACAGGCCGGACUCAGCAGAAGGUUUUUCUUCUUGUCCUUCAACUGGCAGUCGUAACGGAGAGAAGGAUUGGGAAAAUGACUCCACCACCUCAUCCACUCCCUCCAACAAUGAGUACACCGGACCUAAACUGUACAAGGAGCCGAGUGCCAAGUCCAACAAGCAUAUCAUACAGAAUGCGCUGGCUCACUGCUGCUUGGCUGGCAAGGUCAACGAAGGGCAGAAGAACAAGAUACUUGAUGAAAUGGAGAAAUCUGAAGCCAAUAAUUUCCUGGUGUUGUUCCGUGAUGCUGGAUGCCAGUUCAGGUCUGUGUACGCCUACUGCCCCGAGACGGAGGAGAUCACCAAACUGGCCGGCAUCGGGCCGAGGAGCAUCACGACCAAGAUGAUCGAGGGGCUGUACAAGUACAACUCGGACAGGAAGCAGUUCAGCCAGAUCCCAGCCAAAACCAUGUCUGCCAGUGUGGACGCCAUUACCAUUGCCAGCCAUCUGUGGCAAACAAAGAAGCAGGGGACGCCCAAAAAACUCACUAAGUAGCACCAGAUGGCUGGGCAAGAUUUGGACAUGCUUCUUUGGAAUUAGUGGAUUUUACUUUUUCAUUGAAAGGACACACGGUGUAAGAAAAUCACAACUGGAAUGUAAGAACACGAGUGGGCCUCACAGACGUUGUUGUUACAGAGUUGACUAUCGCUCUCUGGACUACUUUAAUGAGGCACAAGUGUCGUCAGCAUGUGUAUCAAUGUUCUCAUGUGCCAAAAAAAAGAGAAGAAAACAAUAGGCGGACCAAUGCCUUACCUAGUUGAACCACUGAAGCACUGAAUGUCACGCCUCAGAAAGAGGCAGUUUGGUUUCUAUAAGUUGAUCAUGUGUGGCCUUAUGCUUGUUUUGUGUCAUAUGGAUGCGCUGUGAGUGUUGGUGUCAUAUUGUCAGCGCCUGUUGAAAAAGUCUGUUGUGAUACCGAUGCAGGUCUGGGAUCAGAUUACGCCCCCCUCGUGCCCAGGUUGUUUAAAGGGUGGCCUGUCUGAUCUGUGAUCAGGUAGAGGCAGCAUUUUUGGAGAGUUUUGCUGCUACACAGGCAUGUUUUUUUAAUUUUUACAUGUGACUGAAAAACGUAUAAACAGUUCAAACUUGUGUAUGUAUGUGUAUAGUGAAGUGCCAUGACGAGUGAGGAAAAUACCUCAGUUGGUGAUUGCAAUGACUUUCCAAAAGUGAAAUGAUGAGAGCGUAAUGGACUACCAUGAAAACAACUUUGGAAAGCACCUGCAAUAGACUCUUAAUUUAUUUCAUUUUGAUAAUGCUUUGAAGAUAUUUUAAAAGGCGUCCUAGAUUUUAUUCAGAGAAACAUAAUAUACUGUACGUAUAUAAGUUAAAUUAGUUUGUAUAUGAUGGCAGAUCCAUUCGACAUGAACGAGUCCGCUUGUUGUAGCUUUUGAGUAGCUUUUAUAAUUUGUCACGUGUGUGUGUAUCAGUAUGUUGUCGUUUGGGGCCUUUAAUUGUGCUACAAAUGCAAAAAAGUGCAACAUUGUCACUGAUAAGACGAUCAUCAGUAGUAGAAUAGAAAGAAAUCCCACCUUGUGCCAUCAGUCUGUGCAAUUUAAGAGUAAUUAAAAUCACCAUUGACCUAACAAAUACUCAAAAUGCCACUUUAAUGUGGAUAUUGUCUUAACUAUUAGAUCUUGGUUACCCGCAAAGUAGUCCACAAAUGUAAAUAAAUGAAUUCACCUAUGAUAGCACUUCAAGACCCUGUCCACUGUCGUUGAGUCGUUUCCGCUUCAGGACUGUCAUACUUUACUUUUACAUUACUUUUUUUUUUAAAUCACAUUCCUUCAGUAUGUGUUGACACUGUACAGAUAUAUUUUGGCAUAUAGAAGUAUUUUUUGUAAUGACAUUGACUUGUUGGAGGUGUGUACUAAUGAAGCAGUGCAGUUGUCGAAGGAAGUGUGUUGAAAGCAAAGGCAAGGAAUAUAAAGUCUCAAUGAGGCUUUAUUGUGGUAUUGUAUGAAAUCCAUUCAGUAUACUGAGAAAUUCAUAGUGUUUUUUCCCCAACUCUGAAUUCAUUUUCUUUUCAAUUUACUAAAUAUGCUCAACUGUUCAUGGUUUUUAUGUUUUUUUUUCUAUUACUUUGAGCUUUAUUAAAAUGCCAGCUAUCAACAGUA